AAACAACAGCAUUCCUCACAACCUAUGAAAGUGAGAGAGAAAAACAGAGGAGAAAGGAAGAAAAUGGAGAAGUUUCCAGUAGUUGACAUGGGGAAGCUUAACACUGAAGAAAAAACAUCAACCAUGGAGAUGAUAAAAGAUGCUUGUGAAAAUUGGAGUUUCUUUGAGUUGGUGAACCAUGGAAUAUCCACAGAGUUGAUGGAUACAGUUGAGAGAUUGACAAAAGAGAACUACAAACAGUGUAUGGAGCAAAGGUUCAGAAAAAUGGUAGCAAGCAAAGGUCUAGAGACUGCUCAGUAUGAAAUCAAUUACUUGGAUUGGGAAAGCACCUUCUUUUUGAGCCACCUUCCUCUCUCCAACAUUUCAGAGAUUCCUGAUCUUCAUCAUGACUACAGGAAAGCAAUGAAGGAAUUUGCAGUGGAACUGGAGAAAGUGGCUGAGCUACUUCUUAACUUGCUGUGUGAGAAUCUUGGGUUAGAGAAAGGGUAUUUGAAGAAGGUGUUUUAUGGAUCCAAGGGACCAAAUUUUGGAACAAAAGUUAGCAACUACCCUCCUUGUCCUAAGCCAGAGCUAAUAAAAGGACUGAGAGCCCACACAGAUGCUGGUGGUAUCAUUUUACUUUUCCAAGAUGACAAGGUUGGUGGACUUCAGCUCCUUAAAGAUGGACUUUGGAUUGAUGUCCCCCCAAUGCGCCAUUCCAUUGUCAUCAAUCUUGGUGACCAACUUGAGGUAAUUACGAAUGGAAAAUACAAGAGUGUGAUGCAUCGUGUAAUUGCUCAAAGAGAUGGUAACAGAAUGUCCAUAGCUUCAUUUUACAAUCCAGGCAAUGAUGCAAUAAUCUCUCCAUCACCAGCCUUAGUGAAGGAAUUAGAUGAGACAAGCCAAGUGUACCCAAAAUUUGUUUUUGAUGAUUACAUGAAACUCUAUGCUGGUCUCAAAUUCCACGCCAAAGAGCCAAGAUUUGAAGCUAUGAAGGCCAUGGAAUCCAACAUUCCCAUAACAACUGUGUAAUAUGUCUGAGAUGUGAACAUUAUUUAGUAUUUACUAAUAAAUUUUGUUUGUUUUGAUUAGGACGGAUGCGCCAGUGUAGCAUAAAUCUAUAAUAUGUCGUUUAAAAAUAAAAUAUUAGCUCGAUCUAAUAGUUUUGUCUGUCAUGGAUAAUUACAGGCACACUAGAAUGAUAAAAGUUGUAUAAGAAAUAAAGUUACCGUUGAAGUGGCCAAAUCCUUUAGUGAUAAUUAUUCAUGUAAUUUUUUAAGUUAA
Messenger RNA from Cicer arietinum (chickpea), 1263 nucleotides. Its product is annotated as 1-aminocyclopropane-1-carboxylate oxidase-like. The record is from RefSeq and is a predicted model, not a curated record. NCBI's taxonomy places the organism in Eukaryota, Viridiplantae, Streptophyta, Magnoliopsida, Fabales, Fabaceae.